AUGGUCGACAACCCUCAGGCUUCCUCCCAAGGCUUGUUGCCUUCUUCCACACCACCACCUGACGGCCCCCAGGUGGCCAACCCCCAGCGUCACGGGGACGAUCCUGGCACCGCGCAGCAUACGGAUACGAUACCCAACCACAACACCCACCCGGACUUGGCGCUCGUGAAUGCCACUACUUGCCUCUUGAACGCUCGAUUGCCCGCCAUCGAGUCCACCGAUACUUCCUCAACCCUUCCCAUCCUACCCAACCGUCCUCACAUUCGAGUACCCUCCGCCGCGGGUCUGCAGCUGCAAACAAACCUGCCGAUGUGCACGACUGUCGUUGGUGCGUCACAGUCGCCGAACAACCCAACCAUCGUGGAGAGCAUAGCGGGGGAGCAGUUGCGGCACUCGGCCACAGCACCGAUCUCAAUCCAAGAAGGACAUCUAAGGAGCGCUUUUUCAGCUGCGAGCAUGACAGGAUCUCUAUCUCCCGGCUCAGCGCUCUCCUCGCCCGCAUUAAACGCCCUGGCCGACAUAACCCCUCUUCCGUCCCCUCUGAUAAUUGGCGACUCCCCCGGGCCGUGGGCGCGGGCUGGAACAAUGAUGAGCCCGGGCUCGCGGGGCUCAUCCAGCGCGAUGAGAGACGAAUCAUUGGCCAUGCUCAACAACGGAACCCUAUCUCCCUCGCCGUCACAGAAGAAGAAAGGCUACCAGAGGUUGAAGACUGCAGCUGUUGAGGCUGCAGCAGCCAGUCUCCAGACGCAGAGCAAAUAUGAUAUGGGUCGCGACAGAAAUCGCAGCAUCAGCGAGUUUGUUCCAGACUCAUUACACAAUAUCCGCCCUCGGCAUGUCACCAUCUCCAAUGUUGCAUCUGAGCAGUCGGACGCAGAUGCAAUACCCGAACCCCAUCUUCAUCGCGAAGCGUAUCUGGCCGCGCAACGAGGCCUGAUCCCUGCGACCGUUCCUGGCGGUCUCCCAACUCCUCCAGCUAGUAACCGGAGCGUCACCGAGAGUGAAGAGGAAGAAGUCGUAGAUGAAAAUAAGAUCAAUUAUAUCAUGGUGAGGCACGGUUCGCAAAAGACAAAGAAGCUUUGGCGCCCGGUGCGACAGCUUGGCCAAGGCACUUUCAGUAAAGUUUAUCUCGCCACCAGCGAGAAGGUUGCAGCCAAGGAUCCCCUCGACGAGACACACCUCGACCCCCGCAAAUUAGUGGCCAUCAAGGUUGUUGAGCACGGUCCUGCUGGUGGCGCGGACGAAGAGCGUGUUGAACUCAGCCUCAAGCGAGAAGUGGAAAUGCUGCGGUCUGUUUCGCAUCCUUCGCUGGUCCAUCUCAGGGCCUUCGACCACAAUGAAGCCCAGGCACUGCUUGUCUUGACCUAUUGUCCAGGUGGUGACCUAUUUGAUGUAGCCAGCGCGCACCGAGAUCUUCUGGGGGUUGACAUUGUCCAACGCAUCUUCGCCGAAUUGGUCAGCGCCGUACGUUAUCUUCACACCAAACUAAUCGUGCAUCGCGAUAUCAAACUAGAAAACGUCCUUCUUAACAUUCCGAUCGCUACAGUUCCAUUACUAAAACAUCCCCAAUCACAUCCGUAUCCUAUCGCAACACUGACGGAUCUGGGCCUCUCCCGCCGUAUCCCGGAACCGCCGGCGUCACCUCUUCUAACUACUAGGUGUGGCAGUGAAGACUAUGCAGCGCCGGAAAUCCUUCUAGGGCAGCCUUACGACGGCCGUGCCACUGAUGCUUGGGCCUUGGGCGUACUAUUGUACGCGUUGAUGGAAGGGCGCCUGCCUUUCGACCCACCACCGGGGAAAGUUGGAUCCCGUAGUAGGGCUGCACACCGCAUCGCCAGGUGUGACUGGGUAUGGUCUAAAUUUGGCGACUCAGACGGCGAAUGGGAUGCAGAGAAGGGUAAAUUAUGGGGAGGCGCAAAGGAAUGCGUCGAAGGCUUGCUCAAGAAGGUUACACGCGGCCGCAAGAGUCUCGAGGACAUUGAGAGCGCCGGGUGGGUUCAAGCAGGUAUUCAAGUCGAGGGCGGCGUGAGAAGAAGAAUCGAGGACGAAGACAUCGACCACGAGACUGGAGAUGUUACGGCGAGGUGA
Molecule: messenger RNA, 2085 nt
Organism: Lindgomyces ingoldianus
Lineage: Eukaryota; Fungi; Ascomycota; Dothideomycetes; Pleosporales; Lindgomycetaceae
Product: kinase-like protein
Exons: 2
Coding region: 1-2085 (694 amino acids)
Biological process (GO): intracellular signal transduction; protein phosphorylation
Cellular component (GO): cell cortex
Molecular function (GO): ATP binding; protein serine/threonine kinase activity
Source: RefSeq, a predicted model, not a curated record